AUGCACUCUCCGGUAGAGGACGACUAUCGCCUCAGGCAGGCGGCCAAAGCGCCCCUACCAACCUCUCACGGCCGAAACAAGUCAACAUCAUCCAUUCUGUCAACCUCCAAAGCAUCUCUUCCUCUUCUUUUGGACAGUUUGGGCAAUCCAAUUACCUUUGACAACACCAUCACCGACACAGAUUGCAUGGUGGUUACUGAAAUCGGCAAUGACGAAGAAUACGACCAAAUCCAGUCCAACUUCGGGCCUGUGCGUCGAUUCUUGACCCGGUUCGUGUUUUUGACUGCCAUCAUCCCUUGCAUUCUGCUUUUAUGGGCUUCCAAAAUCCAGGGAGAGAUCCUGUUGGCUCUUGGACAGGACGGAAGCUUGGGUGGAGUCAAGCUCUAUCUCGCAUGGUUUGCUUUUGCCAUUGAGGGUCUCUGGUCAGCCGACGCAAUCGCUGCCUCUUUGGUCAAAGCAGCAUCCUUGUUUGCUCGGUAUCGGCCCAGACUUCGGUUACUGGGUGAUAAUGUGCCGUGCGUGGACAUCAUCAUCCCAGUCUGCAACGAGAAGCUCGACAUCAUCCAAGAUACCGUUCGCGCUACACUCAACAUCGACUACCCUGCUCAUCGGUUCAGAGUCAUCGUGUCUGAUGAUGGCCGGAACCAAAAGCUGGAGGCUUGGGUUUUGCAGCUGGCCGCCGACACGCCCAACUUGUAUUACACCGCGCGUGUCAAGUAUGGGCCGGCAGGGUACAAAGCUGGCAACCUCAAUCAUGCAAUUACUGUGUCUGACACCCUUCCUGGUGGGCGGGCUGAGCUUGUAGCUGGGUUGGAUGCUGAUAUGAUUCCUGAAAAGAGGUGGCUGAGGGCGUGUGUUGCACAUCUGAUCAGGGAUCCCAAGAUGGGAGUUGUUUGUCCUGCCCAAUUGUUCUACAAUGUGCCGGACAAUGACCCACUGAAUCAGCAGAGUUCUAUCAACUGGCUUUGUAUGGACAUCAUCAGGGACCAUGCCGGACUCGGCUGGAAUCUCGGAUCUGGCUGGGUCGUCCGAAGAGAGGCGGUGGACGAUAUCGGUGGGUUUCCUACAGACUGCCUUGUCGAGGAUAUCUACAGCUCCAUGCUGCAGAUGGCAGAGGGGUGGCGCUCUGCCUAUCUGGCCGAGUCGCUUCAGUAUGGUCUGGUUCCCGAAACAUAUGCUGCUCAUGUGAAGCAAUUUGCUCGAUGGUACAUCGGUGGAGCUCAGAUGUUUGUCAACUUCAAGGGAUAUCUCUCCAGCAAACUGACCAAGCAGAUGACCCUUGCUGCCAAGUUGGUUGGCUUCUCCAGCGGUAUCAACGUCCACGCCAAGGCUCAGCUAGCCACGGUAUUCAUGUUGUUGACGCCCUUUGUGUUCUUGACUGGUACGCACCUGAUGUAUUGGCGAGACGAGGCGGAAAUGAAGCUAUUGCUUCGACUUUACUGUGCCAUUGUCCUGACUCGCUAUCUUCAUGACUGCCACAUCGGUGUGAUGGCUGGGUACCGGGUUGCAGUCAUGGAGACGGGUAUGAUGAGAUACAUGUCUCAUUAUUACACUGUUGCGUGGUUCAAGACGUUUUUCCUGGCCUCCAAGAGCGGAACCCUGCACGCCGUGCUCCUUUCCGCGAGCGGCUGCGCCAUAUCCUUUUCGACUGUGGUGCCUGGGUUCAACUGA
This is a messenger RNA of Podospora pseudocomata, 1671 nucleotides long. RefSeq lists its product as uncharacterized. Lineage: Eukaryota; Fungi; Ascomycota; Sordariomycetes; Sordariales; Podosporaceae. The transcript has 6 exons. The record is from RefSeq and is a predicted model, not a curated record. Bases 1 to 1671 code for a protein of 556 amino acids.